UGCCUUUCUUUCUUCCGAUGCAUUGAUGAUAUUCUUAAAAAACAAAAGUGCUUUUCCCAGCUGCUACCAGUGAGCGGCCUGACGACUUCCGUUGCGGUAUGCGACUCUCUGGUCUUCAAGCUUGAAAAGCUUGUCCAUUUCCUUCGCCUCUCCGGCCUUCAAAGAUCACUUGCGGAACUGGAAACCUUGCUAAAGGCCAAUGGCCACCGAGGGUUCAGCUGCUAGCCGGGCAGGACAGGCUGGACCUGCGCUUCUCGAACUUGUGCAUUUGUCGAAUAAGCUGGUCUUGGACAAUGUCUACUUGAACGGCCUUCACGCACUGCGUCGCUUUGAAGUUCGCAACGUCUCGGCAUUCCCGCUUACAAUCAAAUUGCGGUCGAACCUGGGGUCCCAAAUUGCAUUCCAGUUGACCAACGAAAACUUGCCGGAACGGGACCUCCGGCAUCCGCUCAACCGGGACCUCUCGUCAGCGUCUCUUUCCUCUUCCGUCGAGUCAGGGUUGUCGGAUAUUGCGACUGAUAGGGAGCUUCAACAGCAGAGAGCGAGGCUGACCAGCCCUGUGUCGGCCGAAGGAGAAGAUCAUCGAUGGGCCGCAGCGAACUCGUUCAAUCCCGUGACAACGAACACUGUAGAAGCAGCGGCUGUUGGGGUGUUUCAGACGGAGCACAAUACGCUUCAUGGCCAUCAAUUCAACCAGCUUUUCAACUACGUCAACCACAUCGAUGAAUUGAAGAUUGCGCCUGGGGAGUCGCAGAAGAUCAUUCUAGCUUUCCUACCAGAUGCUCAAGGGCGGGGACGGCGGAAUGCAGAUAAGGAUGAUCAGUCCGUUGACAAAGAGGCGAAAUUGGAAGACGUGGCGAACGAUGAUGAAACGUAUGACUUUUUCGAGGUCAAUGGGUUGCUCUUCUUUUUCGCUUACAAAUCGCAAGAUGCGAGUUUGGCGACGGCGUUACCGAGUGAUUCAAACGGAAGUGCCAUCAACGAAACAACGAGGGAGCAUAUCAGUUCAUCGAACGACACGAAUGGUAGCGGUUCUAGGUCACGAUCGGGCACCGGGUCGAAGAAGGAGGGGGAUGAGAAUGUAGCGCUGUCCACACAGGCACCGCCUGACCAUCAAAUCAGCGUGAAGUUCCGUUCACGCGUAUGCCGGUCUGUUCUCUGGACGGAUAUUGGCGAUACCGGCAUUUCAUUCGACGAUUGUGUUGUAGGGGAGACGUAUUUCAAGGACUUCAGCAUAUCAAACCGGUCGGAAAUCGAGCUCUUUUGGAUCCUGAACAUGGCUGAUUUGUCUAAGAAGCAAGAGAGACCGUGGCUGAAGCUGACGGAUUACGACACUGGAGAGCCAUUGGAUGGGCGCCCGAUUCCAGCCUACUCUCAUCGCCGCUUCCGGCUAACAUUUCGCCCUCGAGAUGUUGGCGAAUACUCCUACGAAUUUCAGCUUGAGAACGCCAACGACUCUAGCAACACGGUGGAAGCAGCGUGUCAUGCAGUGGUCCGCUCAGCGUUGCGUGAGGAAUCUUUGGUUGUCAGCAGUGGGAAUGUGGUGGAUUUCGGCGAUUGUCUGACAGGCUUGUGGGCGAAGCAAAGGCUGGUUUUGCGCAACAUUUCCGAAAAGUCGCUAGACAUCGCUUUUGGGUCUGAGGCCCAGGGCGUUGUUUUUCAAUUGAAGAGUGACGAGCAAGGCUACGAGAGCGCCGCAAAGGGGGUGUCAAUAGGUGGAGACAUUGGCAAUCCUGCAAAUGACCAGACGAAGGACGAUCCAUUUACACGCGCUACGGAGAACAGUGAGAUAUCGUUUUCACAAAGCGCUGCAAGCUCAAGACCAGGAUCCCCUUCCGUACUGGGAUGGAAGCAUGGGGAAGCCGCCAACAGAGGGUCUUCGUCCACGGACUUGGCGGCGAUGAUAUCGGCGGCAGCAGGGUUCUCGCAUGCUGAUGAGGACGGGGACUCUGAAGGGUCGGGAGAAGGCGACUACGUACAAGGAGAUGGAGUCGGGCAUAGUGGGGAAGAGUAUCGGCGUAUUGAGGAGCUUCAACUCCGGCCUGGGACAGAGCGGGUUGUUGAAGUUUGUUACCGUCCUGCGAAGGAUGCUCCCUCUCCGGAUCACCGAGGAGGUCGUCUGGUUCGUCGGAAUUUCCGCCUUCUUCUGUCAUAUUCGUAUCAUGGAACCCUGGCGAAAGAGCGAAAGGCCAUUCAGUGCAAAGCUCGUACCUGCACAUCGUUUAUCGACGUCAAUCCGAAGAUCGUCAAUUUUGGAGACACUGAUGUGGGAACUCUGAAGUCUGCCCCUAUUCUCAUCACGAACUGCUCCGAUUUACCUGCCCGCGUCGAGCUACGUUUCGUUUCGAAAGUACUGAACACGUUCCGCGACGAGAUCCUCAUCCCGCCCAAGCAAUCUACUGAAGCAAAGGUCGACAUCUACCCGCGAAAAGUAAAUCCGGAGUACCGAAAGCAGUUGACGGUGGUGAAUGUGCUGAACCGGGAGAAUGAUCAGCAUGUCGAGGUUCGGUCGACGAAUGUUGAUCAGAACCGCGUCACAUUCCAUUCCUUGUUUUACCGGAUCCUCACACCAACCUCAUCCAAUUUCGUCGAUUUUGGAGAGGUCAUUCUCAACUCGACGGUGGCUAGAUCACUGACCAUUGCAAACAUAUCGAAAAAGCGGCUGGUGCUACAGAUCACAUCAUCCUCUCCGGAUGAGAUAAAGAUCUAUGGACGCGGAGCUCCGAACUCGCCUACAAUGGAGCCAUUAGCAAAAAGUACAGCCGAACGUCGCGAACGCUUAUUGGAGUCCAUCAGUGAUCGCAGGAAACUACAGCGGGUGGAAUCUGCAGCUGCGACAGCUGCGACAACGGCAGCCCCAACGAAGAUAGCUCCCGGCGCUCCAAAAAUGCGGUCAAUGGCCGAUAUUUUCGAAACCGCUUCUGCUGACUAUCUGGAUCUGGCAUCUACUCUUUCUGUCAAGGAUGGACGCCGAUCACCCCGAAGGAAGACGGUGCAACACCAGGUGGGCGCACUCAAGCAGCUGCGUGCUCAGUAUCGGGAAGCGACUGGCAGUGGUCAGGAAGAAGAAAGCGCCGAUAUCCGGCCAAGUCUCAGCGCACGAUUGGGUCUGCCAACGAAGGAUUCUCUCAGUAUUGGCGAGGUACCGGCCAAACCGGACAUGGAUCCUGAUAGCGAGCGAUUCUCGAAAUCCCUGGAAGCAGCAUUGCGGAAUGUUGAAACAGGAACCCAGCGUUCUGGAUCAAAGGUUAACGAGGGGUCCGAAUCUGCUACGUUGUCAGUCAACACGUUGGUCAGCAUGUUCGAUGCCAUCAGCGGCGUGGUGCCUCCAACAUUUCAAAAGGCUUCCGGCGAAGAGCGAUAUGUACGAACCAGAUUGCAUCUCAAUCGUGAAAUCGAGAGUGCCAUUAAAGAUGGACGUCUAGCGCCUCUGUCGCAACUUGAGAUUGCACCUGAGAGCGACAUGCCACUGUUGCUCUUGUUCAUGCCGGAUGGAGAGAGUAAACCAUAUAUUCAGGCCAAAGCGCGGAAGGUGGAUUACCGCGUGUUCAUACGCUUAAUCGAAUUCGAUCGGGAUAUCGAGCAGCCCCAGUUUGAACAGCUUCUACGGGGAGAUCAAGACAUGAUCCCGGUCAGGGAACUCCUGCUACGGUCGUCGCUCUCACGGUCGAUGAUGGAGCUCAACCAGAAGAACAUCAAUUUUGGGGUGAUGGAGAAGAACGAGCACAGAACAAAAACGAUCGUCAUCAGGAACAACUCGGAAGCACCACUUCUGUACGCUAUCCGAAAAUCUGGCUCAAUCGCGUCUGGAGAUCUCAUCCUUGGAGACGGUCGAAUGGGAAUCGUGCGAGGUCAUGGCAAACGUGAAGUGGAGUUCAUGUUCGACCCAUCCUUGGCUGGACCCUUUCAUGAGCGGUUGACCAUCGAGAACGUACAAGACCGCACGAACGAUCUCUCCAUCUCUGUGAAAGCAACUAUUCGAAGACCCGCACCAUUCAUGCUCGAGUCAGACGCGAUCGAUUUCGGGCCCUGCUUGAUUGAUGACACGUGCAUGACCGCGCAAACCGUGGUUGUCUCAAAUACAAGUUUCAAAAAGACCCGGAUGUUCGAAAUCCGCGCCGAUCCCGCUGAACUUCAUUUCAAGAAAUGUACGGGAACGUUCAUUUUCGAUCUGGUGGACAACGAAGAUGAUUAUGUAGAAGAAGCUGGCGACAUGCAGGUUGAUGGCGCACCAAUAAAACGACGGCGGCCGUUGAUGAUGCUCUCAAAAGAGAUGGAGGAGGAGAUAGAGCACCUGGAGCAGAAGCUGAAAAUCGCGAAAAGGAAAGGUCACAAGGACAAAGUGAAAAAGCUUCUUGACAAACUCCACAAGUUGCGAGCCGGGAUCGUGGGCGAUGACUACAAUGAGGAUUCCACUAAAUCGCAGGGAAGUGCUCUUGGAGCUGAAGGGUUGACUGACACUGGAAAAGGCCCCACCGGCGACACCACUCCGAAAGCUUCGGAGUCUGCCUUCACGCAGUUGAUUGAUCCGGAACUCAGUAGCGGGAUAUCUAGUAUGAACCCUAGUCGGAGAGCAUCGCAAGUCAACCUUGGCACAGACGCCGCCCCUGCGGAUACACCAUCGCCCGUCGUGUCUUUGUUGCAGUUCAAGGUGAAACGCACUGAUCAUGGGAUCGUCUUUGCAUUGGAGCCGCGCACCAUCAGAACAAUCAGCGUGAGAUUUCGACCAAUUUCCUCCGACGCUCCCGCCGCCUGCGCAAUGCAAGGUGGUGAAGAUGCUCCCCUCGUUAGGAACGGAUCCGACUCGAAAUUGAACGACGGGCCUGGGUUACGUGGGAGUGAAUAUAUCGCUUCAAAGCUCAUUACGAAUGAAGCGCCGGACGCGAAGGAUUGUGUUGUACAUGUAUCUGGGAAGCUUUAUGUUCAUGAGCACAAGAACAUGGAUAUCACCAAGGAAGUCGACUUCAGUGCCACGGUGCAUCUCGACCCCGCUGCUUUCUUCGACCAGUUACCUCAAAAGCGGGAUGGGAAACGAGGCCAGAGCGAUGCAAGCCCAAAUCCGGAGUAUUUGCCAAUACGGGACACCCCGGAAACUCAACCUGACAGCCGAUCGCCAUCUCCGCUAUUCAUCAGUAGACCUGUGCAUUCGGGUGGCGGAAAGGCGCCGGCAGCACCUCUGCAAUCACCGGUCGGCGCUUCGCAACUCUUCGCGGCGCCUCCGAGCUCAGCGAGGGUCGUGACGUCACCUGUGGAUGCUGCAAAUAUUCCGCUCAUCGAGGUCCCGAUAAUCGAUCUGGGAAAUGUCAAAAUCAAUGAGCGGAAGGACUGCUACUUCACCUUUACGAACCGAGGAUCAGGCGCACUUCCCUACAAGCUCGAUGCGGGUGCAGAUGGACUUCUGCAAGGCUAUGAGUCCUUUGGGGUGCUCUCAGGAGGAGAGACGCGGCGAGUAGACAUGCAUUUUGUACCGACCACAUUCGGGCGACAAUCAUGUUCCUUGAGUGUGCAAAGCGAAGGAAACGGAGAAAGGACUAUAGUCACAUUCUCCUUUUACGUUGUGGCCUCCUCGUACCUGCGCUUUCCCUCGCUUCCCGACCCGGCUGCAUCAACUGUAGAGCUCGAUUUCGGAUAUUGCUACGUGGAUCCCAAGAGAAAAUUCGCGCGAGUCCUAUCCUUUCCUAUCGAAAACGUAUCUGAUGAUGAACUCUACAUCAGCGCAAUCUCGAAUCUUGCCCAGCAGUGCUAUAUCUUCACUGAUGUUGAGACCGAGUCGCCAGCGGUAAACCUUCGCAUUGCCCCGCACUCUACCGAAACCGUGUUCAUCGCGCUCCAGCCCUACUUUGGCGGCUCUUCUGCUCGGCGACAAGUCAGUGUCAAAGGGCAAACACCUACGUCUGGAGCGAAUACUUCUCAAACCGAGCCUUCGGCUGGCGGAACUGAAGACUUCCGGACGCUAGUAGGUGGCAUAAAGUUCCUGGUUCAGAAGAAAGAAGUUUCCUACAAGGAGGCACAACAACCAUCUACUUCUGCUGGGGAAGUGGAGUUGCCCCACAUUGUAGCGGAUGAGUUAUAUCAACUGAUGACAUACACGGCGAAGUUCAACGCCAUCAUCGGACAAUCCCUCAUGAGCGUUUCCACCACCCUGGUGGACCUCGGUACCAUCAGCAAUCUCGGUGCUGUGUACGUCGACUCCUUCUUUGUCUGCAAUAUGUCGAGCAGAAUGCCCCUAGAGUUUUCCGUUAAAGCCCCGGAUGGUUUGGAGCUGGAACCUUACACCGGAAGAAUUGAUGCUAAACAACGAGCGAGACGCAGAGCUGCCUGAUACUUCUUCAGCCCGUGAAUGUGUCGGAUUCGAGCUACAUUGCACGCAGUAUGGGUUGACCUCGCUGUUUCUGGAGAUCGUCAAUGCAAACAACUCUUCACAGAGGAUCGAAGUCGAAGUCAGGAUUUUUGCGGACAUCAAUUGGCUGGAACUCCAUUCCACAAAAGCUCUCGCGCAUCCACCCCCAACGGCGCAGAUCGAUGGUCGAAAACGGCUGCCGUCUCUUCGCUUCGAUAACGCGUACGUGGACAUCCGGGCGGGGGACGGUAAGAAGUACACCGUUCCUCCAUCACCGACCACUGAAGACCCGCCUGGGCCAGUCGUAGCGUUACAGAGAGACGUCGAUGGCAGCACUGUGCGAAUUGCAGAUAGCGGCGAGCAGUCGGUAGAACUCCGUAACGU
Fimicolochytrium jonesii is the source of this 6724-nucleotide messenger RNA. RefSeq lists its product as uncharacterized. The transcript is spliced from 3 exons. The record is from RefSeq and is a predicted model, not a curated record. The coding region runs from base 200 to 6322 and encodes 2040 amino acids. NCBI's taxonomy places the organism in Eukaryota, Fungi, Chytridiomycota, Chytridiomycetes, Spizellomycetales, Powellomycetaceae.